AUGGACAUGCAGCACAGCCAGUGGCUUGUUAGCCAGGGAAGAGAAAUUCUGGACAACCUAUGGGAUGUGAGUGAUUCAGAUCUAUAUUGUGAAUGGAAGUCAGAGAAAAAAGAGAUUCAUAAGAGUCUUUUAACAAGUGCCCCACCUAACAAAAAUGGACUUUGCAUAGCAAUUUUGAAUCUACUCCACACAUACUGUUAUUUAAACACUUACAGAAAGCUAUUAUCUUCCCCCCACCCUCUACAAAGCAUCUCUAGGGCACAUAUUAUUGCAAGGCUUCUAUUUUCAUCCUUGCAACCAGUGUUCUGAGCUUACAGAGCUUAUCGUGUUUAUUAUAUAACAACAAGACACAAGCCAAAACAACUUGGUGGGUUUUUAAACAUAGCAACAGCAAAAAUCUUUUCUGGGCUUGAGGAAGAGACACUUCAAUUCAACAAUUUUCUGGUCUAUGGGAUGAAAAGUCUAAAACUGGUCGUGAAGUGCUCCCUGGUUGGGAUUCACAGGCUGCCUCCCAAAGGAGUCUUGCCUGUGUGGCGAACGCUCUUGGAGGAAAGAGAAAGGCACGAAACAGGGACCCUUCAAAGUUGGCACCGUGGUAUCACUCUGUGGCACAGGGCUUGUUCCUCCCUUUUGUUUCCUUUUCUAAUGGGGGGACCAUUAGCAGUUGUAUUCAGAUGA
This is a messenger RNA of Callithrix jacchus (white-tufted-ear marmoset), 678 nucleotides long. The record is from RefSeq and is a predicted model, not a curated record. NCBI's taxonomy places the organism in Eukaryota, Metazoa, Chordata, Mammalia, Primates, Cebidae.